Cutaneotrichosporon cavernicola is the source of this 1500-nucleotide messenger RNA. RefSeq lists its product as uncharacterized. Gene Ontology annotation, cellular component: SAGA complex. Gene Ontology annotation, biological process: regulation of transcription by RNA polymerase II. The transcript is spliced from 4 exons. Gene Ontology annotation, molecular function: transcription coactivator activity. The record is from RefSeq and is a predicted model, not a curated record. NCBI's taxonomy places the organism in Eukaryota, Fungi, Basidiomycota, Tremellomycetes, Trichosporonales, Trichosporonaceae. Bases 1 to 1500 code for a protein of 499 amino acids.
AUGGCGCCGCCAGAGGAGGACCGAAGCCUCAAGAAACAGAAGCGCAAAGACCGGGAACAAACAGAUGAGCGCGAGAGAGCGGCCUUGGCUGCAAAUCAGCGCGCUGGUGCGGCACUGGAAGUCGUCGAGCGGCGACGCGUGGACACGAACUCCGACAUCAAGGUCAAGCACGAGCGUGUAUCCCCAGCUCCAUCGAACGCUUCGUCAGCCUCGUUCCGUCCAAACUCGCAACAAACAUACGGGAUGCCCAAGAAGAAGAAGCAGAAGCGCGUCGUCGACUCUGACGACGAACCCUUGUCCCAGACACCGCAGCCCCAGGCCGCGCCCGGAUUCAAGAUCAAGCUCGCGCACAACAAGGGACGUCCAACGGAGAGCCCUGCACCUUCCCUCCCUGCGGCGACAGGCGGUAGCAACAACUUUGACUGGACGCCGCCACCAACACUGCAACGGCCCCUCGUUCCCAGACGUCCUGGAGUGAAGAAGCCUCUCAAACCUGGCCCGAAGCGCCAGAACGAGGUCAAGGAAGACUUCAGCGACCGGAAGGCACCUAGCCAGAUCGCGUGCCAGACCUUCUGGCAGACCAUUGAACCAUACACGCGCGAUCUCCGCCAUGACGACUUGGCGCUCUUAGCGUUCAAGGCGGAUCAGCCCGAUCUGUUCCAGAUACCGCCGCGUGGCCGGCACUUCACCGAAGUCUGGGACGAGGAGGACGGUAGCGCACCGUACACGACACCCCGCGUCUCAGUACCGCCGUUAUUCCGUCAGCGUCCGCAACGUAAGGCUGCGCAAGGUAUCAACUCCGUCGGCGACGUCGAAGAGCUGGGCGCGUUCUCUGAACGGUUAACUUCAGGUGUCGUCGGUGGCCAGGACCUCGGCGAGACGUACCAGAAGGCCGUGGCUUGCAUCCCAGAGCCCGAGGGCGACCCGGGACCGCUUCCCCGCACCGACGGCAUCGACAUGGAGGACAAGGUCAAGAAGGAGAUGCGGCAUAUGAUGCUGUUAGGCGAGCAUGAAGAGUUUGAUUCUGCCGGCCGUGAGGAUGACGAGAUCACGUCGUCAUUGCGCACAUGCCAGAGCGAGCUGCAGGUACAGAUGGGGGUCAACGAACAGCGCAAGGGUCGCCUCGUCAAGCAGGCCGAGAAUCGCUUGGCGUACAACGAGUACCAGGCGUACCUGGAGUCGAUGGACAAGUUCAUCGAGAGCGAGUGGGCGAAGCGCACGAAGAAGCACGGCUCGAGCGGUAAGAAGAAGCUCGUCAACGGCCAGGUUGUAGGCGACGGCCGUCCUUCGGUUAAUGCCGAGCUCCUGCGAGUGGUGCGCCUCCGGGAUCAAUGGGACAAGGCUGUGGGCUCGGUUAUGAAGGCCCGGCCUGAAGGUGAGGUGCUGGGCAUCCCGCGGCACAGCAUCUAUGAAGGCAUCGGGGAGGGGGACAAGGGUGACAAUGCGUACGCGAUGGAUGUAGACGACGCCGACGCCGACGACGACGGCACGGCUGUGUAG